Molecule: messenger RNA, 1152 nt
Organism: Guillardia theta CCMP2712
Lineage: Eukaryota; Cryptophyceae; Pyrenomonadales; Geminigeraceae
Exons: 14
Coding region: 1-1152 (383 amino acids)
Cellular component (GO): endoplasmic reticulum
Molecular function (GO): calcium ion binding
Source: RefSeq, a predicted model, not a curated record
AUGAACUCUUCCUUGCAGAUGACUGCGAUGAAGACGAGAUCUACAGCCCUCAAGGGAGUCCUAAUAUUCUUGGUGGCGCUCGCCUUGGUCAGCGUUUCCUAUGCUGCGAAAGAAGACGAGAAGUCCGAAACCAAGGCUGGAGCAGCUCCGAAUGGAAUGGAAAUCGACCAAGAACUUCGCCACCUUUUCACGGAAAUGAUGUCUUUGAACCAUCACAGGCAAACCCAAGACCAUGAGAAUCUCUUUGAUGCGGCAGACAAAGACUCCAAUGGUCACAUUGACAGGAAUGAGUUUGAAGCUUUCGUCAAGAGCAACCAAGACAUGAUGGAUAACUUCCAGAUGAGGAGACAUGGACCUGAACACGUGUUCAAGCGCAAUGAUCUGGACAAAGACGGCUCAUUGAACAAACGGGAGUGGGCCAGGACCUCACAUAUCCCUCACUACAUGCCCCACUUCGUAAACCCGAAUAUGUGGAAGAAUCCUCUUGAAAUUGUUUACCAAACCAGAGGAAUGCAUUCUCCGAAGGUUAGGGAGGACCAUGCUACACAGGUCUUUGAAGAGAUCGACCUCAACAAAGAUGGAAAAAUCGAUGAGAUGGAGUUGAAGGCAACUUACUCCAGAAUUCCAGAGAUGUCUAUGAAUGAUCCACAUGAUAUGAUGGGUCCCAUGGGUCCUAUGGGUCCCAUGGGCUCAAGACGCCAUGAGGAAAGAAGACGCCGGAUGAUGGACCGCGCAGAUCACGAGAGGAGAGAGCGAAUCAUGGAACGCCCAGAACAUAUGAAGAGAGAUGAUCGAAGGAGAGUGAUGGACAGGAACUCUCACCGCAAUGAGUUUUUUGAUCAACGCAUCGAGCACAUUCAGAAGAGAAUUCAGGAGAUUUUGCAAGAAAAGGCUUCGCGCACCUUUCAGCAGCUGGACAAGAAUAACGACAAAAUUUUGGACAAGAAUGAGUGGAAUGAGGGUUCUGUCGUCAAGCAUGAUGAGAAGCUCAUGUCCAACUCUGGGCCUGCAGCAAAUGCUAAGGAUGCUGCCCAGGCAACCGACAAGAAGCAGAGCACUGCGACGGAUUCUCAAGCUAAGCCUCCCACUCCAAAAGCUUCUCAAACGCAACAGCCGAAUGGAAAGGAUAUCCCGGUUAUGAAGAGUGCAUAA